AUGCGAAUGGAAAAUAGAACUUCAACCUCCGAUUUUGUCCUCCUGGGGCUUCUGAUCAGCAGUGAUGUGACAGGGAUCAUUUUCACAGUCAUCUUUGCUAUUUUUGUGGUGGCCGUAACAGCAAAUUUGGUCAUGAUAUUCUUGAUUCAAGUGGACUCCCGCCUCCACACCCCCAUGUACUUUCUGCUCAGCCAGCUGUCCAUCAUGGAUACCCUUUUCAUCUGUACCACUGUUCCAAAGCUCCUGGUGGAUAUGGUUUCUACAGAGAAGACCAUUUCCUUUGUGGCCUGUGGUAUCCAGAUCUUCUUGUACUUGACCAUGAUUGGUUCCGAAUUCUUCUUGCUGGGCCUCAUGGCCUAUGACCGUUAUGUGGCUGUCUGUAAUCCCCUUAGGUACCCAGUUCUCAUGAACCGCAAGAUGUGUGUCUUGCUGGCUGCUGGUGCCUGGUUUGGGGGCUCACUUGAUGGCUUUCUGCUCACACCCAUCACCAUGAAUGUACCCUACUGUGGUUCCCGCCAGAUCAAUCAUUUUUUCUGUGAGAUUCCCGCAGUUCUCAAACUGGCCUGUGCUGACACAUCUUUGUAUGAAACCCUGAUGUACAUCUGCUGUGUCCUCAUGCUGCUCAUUCCCAUCUCUAUCAUCUCCACUUCCUAUGCUCUCAUCUUGUUCACCAUUCACCGCAUGCGCUCUGCCGAGGGCCGCAAAAAGGCCUUCACAACAUGUUCAUCCCACCUGACUGUGGUAAGCAUUUUCUACGGGGCUGCCUUCUACACAUAUGUGCUGCCCCUGUCAUUCCACACACCUGAACAGGACAAGGUAGUGUCUGCCUUCUAUACCAUUGUCACACCCAUGCUUAAUCCUCUCAUCUACAGUCUCAGAAACAAGGAUGUCAUGGGGGCACUGAAGAAGGUAUUAGCACACUGCAUACCUGCUUGGAAAGUAGAAACAAGUGAAACAUAG
Messenger RNA from Sciurus carolinensis (gray squirrel), 960 nucleotides. RefSeq names its product olfactory receptor 2T11. Lineage: Eukaryota; Metazoa; Chordata; Mammalia; Rodentia; Sciuridae. The record is from RefSeq and is a predicted model, not a curated record. The transcript has a single exon. Gene Ontology annotation, biological process: G protein-coupled receptor signaling pathway. Gene Ontology annotation, cellular component: membrane. The coding region runs from base 1 to 960 and encodes 319 amino acids. Gene Ontology annotation, molecular function: G protein-coupled receptor activity; olfactory receptor activity.